AUGCCCAAGUCACAUGCGCUGGACACGAUACCUGCAAAUCCUGCCCAUCAGCCACACGGCAAUAUUCCGAAUACACCUCUUGCAAUAUCCACUAUAUCCUUCAUUCUAGGCGGUAUAUUCUCGCUGGGCUUAUUGACUUUCCUCGUCGGAGGUUUUGAGGCUUUCUGGUGGGCAACGUAUCAAUUGGGUUUCUUUGUGGCAGCAUGGGCCGCCUUCCAUUGGGGCGAAUUCGCUGUUACGGCAGGUUGGAAUAAGGACAAGUGUAGUGUCGAUUCAUUCCUGCUUGAUAACGGUGCCAUGUACCAUGUUGCCAAUGGUGUGGCUGUUCUCGAAUAUCUCGUCACUCUGUACUUGAAGCCUUCGCUAAAGAGCUACCCAUCAAUCAGCGCACUUGGCAUCCUCAUGGUCAUCGUUGGGCAAACAUUGCGUUCGACUGCUAUGAUUCACGCAUCCACGAACUUCUCCCAUUCUGUCGCUUUUCAAAGGCUAGAGACGCAUCAGCUUGUCACUGACGGUGUCUAUCGAUGGUUCAGACAUCCAUCCUAUGCAGGCUUCUUCUACUGGGCAUUAGGCACGCAGCUUUUGUUACUCAAUCCCGUCAGCUUUACUGGAUUCGCCGUUGUGCUGUGGAGAUUCUUUUAUUAUAGGACAAGGGCGGAAGAAAGAGCUCUAGUCAAAUUCUUUGGAGAUGCCUACGUGGAAUAUCGAAAGCGAGUCGGCACACGGAUACCCUUUAUACCAUAG
Gloeophyllum trabeum ATCC 11539 is the source of this 744-nucleotide messenger RNA. RefSeq names its product ICMT-domain-containing protein. Gene Ontology annotation, biological process: C-terminal protein methylation. The record is from RefSeq and is a predicted model, not a curated record. Gene Ontology annotation, cellular component: endoplasmic reticulum; membrane. Gene Ontology annotation, molecular function: protein C-terminal S-isoprenylcysteine carboxyl O-methyltransferase activity. The transcript has 5 exons. NCBI's taxonomy places the organism in Eukaryota, Fungi, Basidiomycota, Agaricomycetes, Gloeophyllales, Gloeophyllaceae. The coding region runs from base 1 to 744 and encodes 247 amino acids.